Messenger RNA from Dujonia railenensis, 384 nucleotides. NCBI's taxonomy places the organism in Eukaryota, Fungi, Ascomycota, Pichiomycetes, Serinales, Debaryomycetaceae. The record is from the annotation of a GenBank genome assembly.
AUGGCUCCUCCAACUCUUGUUCACAACCGCAAAGAAGUGUUCCGUCAGUACGACCAAAUUCUCCAAAAUCCGAAUCUUCACGAUUGUGAGCUUAGAUCGAUCUCCCAGCAUGAAUGCACAUUCAAGGUAUCCGAAGACAGUCCACCAGAGAUCAUAUGUCUUCCAUUUAAAAGGAUUUUCCAGAGGUGCAUUGAAACGGCCAUAGAGAAGGAUAAAAUCACAGGAAAGAAGACGAAAGUGGACAAAUGGGUCAACAUCGAAGUCACUUCUGCCGAAACCAACCAGGACCUCUUGACUGAGGAAAGGUACAGAGAUGAUGUCCGAGAUUUCGUCAACGCAGAGAAGGAGCUAAAGAAAUUAAUGGAGAAAGGUCUUACCGAUUGA